Messenger RNA from Lasiosphaeria miniovina, 1164 nucleotides. RefSeq lists its product as uncharacterized. NCBI's taxonomy places the organism in Eukaryota, Fungi, Ascomycota, Sordariomycetes, Sordariales, Lasiosphaeriaceae. The record is from RefSeq and is a predicted model, not a curated record. Bases 56 to 964 code for a protein of 302 amino acids. The transcript is spliced from 3 exons.
CAUUCUUUCUCCUCUUUAACACCCCACCGACUUUCCAACGGCGCCAGCCCCCAAAAUGAAGCCACUAAGCCUCAUAAUGCUCGCUCUCGCGAGCGUUGCCGCUGGGUGGUGGGGACGGCGCGAACUCGAAGGCGACAGGCCGCCCUUUGCGUUACGCAGCAUCAUCUCAUGGGGCGGCUAUGCCCUACGGUCAAACUCGUGUCCUGCCGGCAACGCCAAAUGUGGCAAACAGAGCUGCUGCCCAAAUGGCACAACGUGCAACACGGGUGACGCAGAUUAUCCGAUCUGCUGCCCCAGCAGCGCGGAUUGUUCGUCUGUCGUCUCCGUUGUCUAUGCCUGUGCUGAUACCUCGUGGACCAUGUGGCAUUACCUUGGCGACUUUUGUUGCGCCGCCGAUGAAAUAGGCACGGCCGAUUAUCCCUAUGUCCAGUGCCUUGCAGCGACCCUCCCUAUACCGACAAGCAUUAUAGCGUCAUCGGUUGUCCAGCAGACGGGAGCCGGUGGGGUUUCCACGGGCUCUCCAGCUGGCACGGCUACAGACGGAGGCAAGGCUAGUUCAACCGGCACUUCCAGCCCCGGCGCAGGGCCCAACACGGACUCUGGUACAAGCUCUGGCCUAGGCAGCGCUGCUGAAAGUGCCCCCUUAGAUUCGGGGCUCUCGCAGGGCGCUCAGAUUGCAAUAGCCGUCCUCGCCACCUUCGCGGGACUCAUGGCAAUAUUCAUUGCAUGGAUCCUUUAUGACCGGGCCAAGACGAGGAGGGCCCUGUUGCUGCAGCAGCGCCAGUAUCCAGCGCCAUCCAUGUCCACGACUCCACAAACUUUGGCUCACCCGAGCCCGCCUGCGUAUGCGGGUUUGCCCCAGCACACGCAGGAGUUGCAUGGGCAGCCUGCUCCAUAUGUACUGGUGCAGCAGUUCGGAGGCGGCCAGGAGCCCGAAUUGGAUGCCCAGAGCCGGAGGGAGUGAGCCGUGAUUUGGGUAACCCCGAAUUUCGGCGAUGCUGAUAUUCUGAUGCUUCCUUCUGAUAAUACUCCCCAUCUUUGGCGAGUAACUACUGUUUGUGUGAGGUUCUUGAGAGGGGUGGUUGGUUGUGUUGUUAUGAAAGAUUGAGUGGUAAAUUUCAAGGAGUCGACCUCUUUUCAAAUGAAAGCUCAAGGAUUUAUACC